AUGGAAUUUGAUUCAGAUGAGCAUGCAUAUGAUUGUUACAAUGAAUACGCGGCUGCAAUUGGUUUUAGUGUUAGGAAAGAAUAUGCAAACAAAAACAGAGUACACGGGUAUGUGACUUCAAGAAAAUUAACAUGUUAUAAAGAAGGUUACAGAGGUAAAGACAAACGAGAUCCUACUGUUCAAAAACAUAGAAAGGAAACUAGAACCGGUUGCUUGGCUCAUGUUAUUGUAAGUCGUCAAUCAAAUGGGAGGUUUCGCAUCACUUCAUUCGAAGAGAAACAUAACCAUCAUCUUGUUCCUCCAUCUUUAGUUCAUCUGUUGCCAUCACAAAGAAAGAUAAAAAUGGCUCAAGCAUAUGAAAUUGACUUAUUAGACGAUUUGGGGAUACGUCCUAAAGCGUCAUUUGAUUAUGCUGCUCGUCAAGCUGGAGGACAAUCUUUUCUAGGCUACACUAAGAGAGAUCAUAAGAAUUAUCUUCGUGACAAAAGAACAGAUAGUUUGAAACAUGGAGUGGCUCAUGAUGAAGGUUUGAUAACUAAUAUAUUCUGGGCUGAUGGAAAGAUGAUAAGGGAUUUUAAGAUUUAUGGAGAUAUUGUGUCCUUUGAUACAACGUAUAGAACAAAUAAAGAAUACCGACCCUUGGCAUUAUUUGUUGGUUUGAACAAUCAUAGGGAAAUGGUCAUAUUUGGUGCAGCCCUUUUAUACGAAGAAUCCGCUGAAUCUUUUGAGUGGCUUUUUAAUGCAUUCUUUAGGAUUAUGUCUGCAGAGAAACCAAAGACAUUUAUCACAGAUCAAGAUCCCGCAAUAUCUUUUGCUGUCUCAUUAGUAAUGCCACAGACAUAUCAUCGCCUGUGUGUGUGGCACUUGGAAAAGAAUGCAUUCAAGCAUUUAAAUCAUGUCUUUAGAGCUCAUGCAUCAUUUCCAGGAGAUUUUAGCAAAUUGCUUUACCAUUAUGAGUAUGAGGAGGAUUUUUUAUUUGCGUGGCAGGAAAUGCUAGAGAAAUAUGACCUUGGGGAUAAUAGUUGGUUGAAAAAUACAUUUGCUAUAAGGGAGAAAUGUUCCAUGACAUAUGGAAGAAAUACAUUCUCAGCAGGUAUGCGCAGCACACAAUUGAGUGAGAGUUUUAAUGGAUUUUUAAGGGGAUAUUUGAAAUCUGAUCUAGAUAUUGUACAAUUUUUUAAGCAUUUUCAAAGAUCAGUUGAUGAUAAGCGUGCUAAUGAGAAUAAAUCAAAUUUUGAUAUGACUCAAAGAAUAUCUAUUUUAAAGGUUAAAUUUCCUUUAUUGGUUCAUGCUAGGGAAGUAUAUACCCCAACUAUAUUUGAUAUGUUUCAAAAUGAGUGGGAAAGGUCCUUACUUGUUUAUAUAAAAAGCUCCAGUGAUGAAGGAGAAUUGUGUACAUAUAAUGUUAGCACUCAUGGAAGUGUUAAGGAGCACGUAGUAACUGUUAAGAGAACAUUAACUGAAGUUUCUUGCAGCUGCAAACUGUUUGAGUUUAUGGGUAUACUAUGUAGACAUGCCUUAAAGAUCUUGGACAUACUGAAUGUAAAGGAUAUGAUUCCUGAACACUAUAUACUAAAGAGGUAG
Messenger RNA from Nicotiana tabacum (common tobacco), 1584 nucleotides. NCBI's taxonomy places the organism in Eukaryota, Viridiplantae, Streptophyta, Magnoliopsida, Solanales, Solanaceae. The record is from RefSeq and is a predicted model, not a curated record.